Saprolegnia parasitica CBS 223.65 is the source of this 1646-nucleotide messenger RNA. RefSeq lists its product as hypothetical. The coding region runs from base 1 to 1635 and encodes 544 amino acids. Gene Ontology annotation, molecular function: metal ion binding. The transcript has 3 exons. The record is from RefSeq and is a predicted model, not a curated record. NCBI's taxonomy places the organism in Eukaryota, Oomycota, Saprolegniomycetes, Saprolegniales, Saprolegniaceae.
AUGGUUCUACCGCGCCGCGCCUGCACGCACCCCGGUGGCUGCGACAAGGUCGACGCGGGCGGCGGUCUCUGCGUGGGUCAUGGCGGCGGCAAGAAGUGUCGCCACGAAGGCUGCACCAACGGCUACCAGCGAGGCGGCUACUGCCGCAAGCACGGCGGCGGCUCGCGCUGCACCGUGCCCGAGUGCCACAAAGUGGACGCCGGUGGCGGUCUCUGCCGCGGUCACGGCGGCGGCAAGCGCUGCACUGAGCCCAAUUGUCAAAAGGCUGACGUCGGUGGUGGCUUUUGUACGAUGCACGGCGGCGGUAAGCGCUGUAGUCAUGCCGGCUGCGAGAAAAACUCACAGGGCGGCGGCUACUGCCGCGCUCACGGCGGUGGCAAGCGCUGCACCGAGCCCGACUGCACCAAGAUGGGCCGUGGCGCGAACGGCAAGUGCCCCGACCACGGCGGUCCGGCCAUGUGCCGCGCCCCCAACUGCCGCCGCAUUGCCCGCGGUCGCGACGGCUUUUGCAUGGAGCAUCAAAGCGAGACCGUGGCGCCUUCCAGUGACCAGUCGCUGACACCGCAUCUACACCCCGAGACGGCGUCGUUCGCGCGAGUGACGCACUUGGAGACCAUUUUGUUUGCGCCGGCGCUGCCCAAGGUCUCAAUGACGACGACGACGAAUACCUCGGCGUCGUCGUAUAUUUAUCGCCGCAUGCUGCUGCAAAUCCCGCACCACACCAGCAUCUGGCGCGACGAGGUGUGCCUCGCCCUGCUGCGCAGCCUCCCGAGUGUCCGCAGUGCGCAUGUCCUCGGCUUCCGCUACGGCGUCUCGCGCCACAACUCGAGCGCAUGCUUCAUUCUACGUGGAUCCAUGACGUCGGUCGAUGUCCAUAGCCUUCUCGCGCCCCUCCAGUGCCCGUUCGUCGUGUUGGAAGAAGGGCUCAUUGACGAUGUCAUACUAACGCUUGAAUGGACCUUCCAUGUCGACGGCAUGAUGUGCAUGGGCAACUGCGGUACGACGGUCCUCAACGCCGUGCGUGCCAUGCCGCACGUCCAGCGCGCCGACAUUGAUUUCGAGAAGCGACACCUCAUCGUCCACAGCAUCGACGGCAACACGAGCUCGUUUCUGCAGUGCAUCGAAGCGAUCGGGUUCUCGGCCUCGAAAAUCUCCAUGAUGCCAGUGCCGCCACGUGUCCGGUACGCGGUGGAGCUCACCCACGGCCAGUUGAUCACGUUUGGCCAAACCGGUGUCUUGCUCCAGUCGGUCUUGGAGCACAUUGAGGGCGUCGAGCAAAUCGUGCUGCUCCUCGAUCAAAACCCAAGCGAAGUCAUUCUCGUCGGCGUGUUCGACGCCAACGAAGUCGCGGUCGUAUCAACAACGUACGGCCUCAAGCUCACGCCGAUGCUUCAAGCCCGGCGCAGCUCGGUCGGCGACGACGACCACGUGUGUGACUUUGGCUGCGGGGAGAGCGGAUGUCCAAAAUACCGAACGACAAUGGCGCACACUGCUGCGCUCGCCGUUGGGUGGUCCGUGCCUGGCUGCGGUAUGACGUUUGGCCGCGAGUGCACCUGCGGCGACGCCUGUCGGUGCGCCGGAUGCCCAAAACACAACCCGGGCACCGGAACGUUAGGCGCCCCAGCGAUGCUAUAACUUUAGCAGCC